Triticum dicoccoides is the source of this 5119-nucleotide messenger RNA. RefSeq names its product putative disease resistance protein RGA3. Bases 246 to 4547 code for a protein of 1433 amino acids. The record is from RefSeq and is a predicted model, not a curated record. NCBI's taxonomy places the organism in Eukaryota, Viridiplantae, Streptophyta, Magnoliopsida, Poales, Poaceae. Gene Ontology annotation, molecular function: ADP binding. The transcript is spliced from 3 exons.
GGUGAGUCUUUCAACUUUGGUUCCAUUGGCUUUCCUCCAUGGGGGCAAAAUGGACCAGGCCAAUCAAAGCAAAAUAGGGACAACGAUGUGGGCAGGAAGAAGCUGCCACGAAGCUUCCUUCCUCUUCAACCCAAUCCUCAAACAGCAAUCCUCUUUAUAUGUGUCUGCUCAGCACUCUUGCAAUUUACAAACACGGCAAUAUUGCCCUCGGAGAGAGAGAGCAAUAGCUUCGCCGGAGAGCAGCCAUGAGCAGUCUGGGGGGUGUGAUCGCUGCUGCCGUGGGGAAACAAAUCGUCAGCAAGCUUGGUGAAUAUGCUGCGUCGGAGAUCACUCUGCAGUGGAGGUACAGGGAGGACGUGUUAGACCUGCAGGACAAGAUGAAAGAUCUCGAGGCCGUGUUGCUUGAUGCCGACGACAAGUCGCGUCAAGUAGGAGAAGGUGGAAGAGUAUUUCAGCGGUGGCUUACAAAAUUUAAGCGCGUCGCCUAUGACGUCGAGGAUGUGCUUGAUGAGUUGGAUGCUAACGAGCUCAUCAAGAAGAGCCAAUCCAAGUUCAACUUAUGGUUUUCCAGAAACAAUCAACUCCUGCAACGAAUAAUCAUGCCCCACAAGAUGAAGAACGUGAUGAAGAAAAUAGACGAAAUUGAAAAGGAGGGGAGAACGAAACUCAACCUUGUGCGUCAAGAAGCCCGGGGAGAAGAGAGCAGAAACAAUGAAACUUUUGCAGCCUAUUAUGGUGAUGGCACGAAAACUGGAAUGGUGGGGAGGGAUAUCGAGAAGGAGAAGAUAAUCAGCCUGCUACUGACAAGUGAAGCUAACCAGGAUAUCCCCAUCAUUCCAGUUGUUGGCCUUGGUGGCAUAGGUAAGACAACAUUGGUUGAAUCAGUUUUUGCAGACAAGAGGGUCAGUAUCUUUGACGUCUCAAUCUGGUUUAAUGUGUCCAAUCAGUUUGAUUUGAACAAAAUUGGGAGUGUAAUCCUGAAAAGAAUAAUGAAUAACACUGUCAACCUUGACAACUGCGAUUUGCAGUUUUAUCUGAAAAAAGAACUUGCUACUAGAAGAUACUUGAUUGUUCUGGAUGAUCUCUGGGAGGAAGAUGGAAAUAAACUUGAAAAGUUGAAGCAGAUGUUACAGCAUGGCUGCAAGGGUAGCCGUAUUAUAGUAACUACCCGAAACCUACGAGUAGCGCAACAAUUGCGCACUGGUUUCCUUGCAAAUGAGAGGAAAAUUGUCCCAGUUCACGAGUCUGACAUAAUAAAUUUGGGUGUUUUAGAACCUGGCGACUGUUGGGAAUUAAUGAAGCAAAGGGCAUUUGGGCCUGAUGAUGACCACAGUGUCUUGGAAGAAAUUGGAAAGCAAAUUGCGGGGAAGUGUGGGGGCUUACCUCUCGUGGCGAAUGCUCUUGGGCAUGUAAUGUCCGAGCAAAGGACCGUGGGGGCAUGGGAAGAUAUAAGAGACACCAAGGUUGAUCUGGGUUUGAAAGAAGUACAUCAGAAAGAAACAUUAGAGAGGCUAUUGCUGAGCUAUACCUACAUGAAACUAGAAUUCAAAAUGUGUUUCACGUACUUGGCAGCCUUCCCCAAGGGCUUUGUCAUGGACAUCAAUCGCUUAAUCCAGCAAUGGAAUGCUCUUGGAUACAUUCAUUCCAGGCACGAUGGUCAAAGGUGCAUCAAUUACCUUCUGGGGAUGUCCUUUCUUCAGACUCCGGUGUCUGCUUUGGUUAAUCCAAGUCUGUUGCAUUUCAAUGCUCCCUCGAAACUCGUCAUGCAUGAUUUGGUGCAUGAUCUUGCAUCAAUAAUUGUUACUGAUGAAUUCAUUGAUCUAGAUGCUACCAAAAGCACCACUUGGAACAUAGCUCGUUACUGCCGACAUGCACAGUUAACCAACUUCAAGAAUGAUCUUGAGGUUCUGAAAUAUAUUCCACGCAAGCUUAGAUCCCUCCACUUUAGGGAUCUGGGGGGACUGCAACUCCCGAAAAAGGCUUUUUCUCGGUCCAAGUACAUACGUGUCUUGGACCUAAGUGGACAUUCAGCUGAAGGCCAAUCUGCUCCAAGUAGCGUGGUGCUACCAUCUUCCAUUAAUCAAUUGAAGCUAAUUAGGUAUCUUGAUGCAACAGGCUUGACAAUAACAUCACUUCCUAAGUAUUUUCAUGCACUUCAAAACAUGGAAACUCUUAUUCUGUCCAAUUCCAAGCUUGAAACCUUGCCUGACCAUGUUUGUCGCCUCAGCAAACUUUGCUAUUUGGAUCUAUCUGGUAGUAAUAGCCUCAGUAAGCUACCUGCAUCACUAGGGGAGCUCUCUCAACUCUCUUUCCUCAAUCUAUCCGGGUGUUGUAUACUCCAAGAGUUGCCUGAAUCAAUUUGUGAGCUUGCAUACUUACACCACCUAGACAUGUCACAUUGUUGUGCUCUUCAAAGGAUGCCUGAUAAAUUUGGUAGCCUUCCUAAACUCUCAUUCUUAAACUUGUCAGGUUGCUCAAAGCUCACCAAACUACCUGACAAUGUAAGCUUACCGUGUUUAGAGCAUCUGAACCUAUCAAGUUGCCAUGAGCUAGAAAACCUGCCAAUUGAUUUCAGCCACCUUCAGAAACUUGAGUUCAUGAACCUGUCUAGUUGCUACAAGGUUUCAAUGCUGCCAGGAUCAUUUUGCCAACUUAAUCAUUUGAAAUACCUAGAUCUUUCAGAUUGCCAUAACCUCGAACAACUCCCUGAAUGUUUUGGUCACCUCAUCGAGCUUGAAUAUUUGAACCUAACAAGCUGUCCUAAACUCCGACAAUUGCCAGAGUCACUAUGCAAGUUGUUUAAGCUGAGGUGUCUCUAUUUGUCAUAUUGUCUGAGACUCAAGGAGCUCCCCUCCUCAUUUGGCGACCUGAAGCUUCAAAUACUUCACAUGAAUGGCCUUAUACUUAUGGAUGACUGCCCUUAUAGCAUUGGUGACAUGACUAGUCUCACCGAGUUUGUGAUUGAUUAUGCAACUUUUGAUUUUCUUGAAAAGAUUGAAGCCAUUCGAAAGCGUCUAAAUUUUGUGGGCACAGUAGGGCAUUAUGUACAUGAGAUAGAGAGUAGAGGAUGCAGCAGUAUAGUGGAUCUUGUUGGACUGACUUGUUCAGAGCUGAUACUUAAAGACCUUCAGAAUGUCAGGCAUCCAGAAGAUGCAGACAGAGUCAAACUGCGUGAUAAAUCAAAUAUUCGAGUACUAAAACUUCACUUCGGAAAUGAAGGAGGUAAAUCUGUGCUGGACAGGCUCGUACCUCCUAGGACUCUUGAUAACUUUUGGCUAUGUGGGUAUACGAGCAUGGAAUUCCCUAACUGGAUGCUUCACAUCUCGUCCUACAUCCCUUUUCUCAGUGAACUGACUCUGAAUGGUUUGGAAGCAUGUGAUUUUCUUCCUCCAUUAGGGGCACUACCAAAUUUGAGAAGGUUGUUUCUGUUGAACAUUCCCAACAUUAGGAAAAUUGGUAAGGAAUUCUAUGGAGAGAGCGGACCUUGUAAGAAACUAAGAGUACUGCUACUGGCGUCGAUGGAGAAUUUGGUGGAAUGGUGGACAACAGAGUCAUGUAAAGAAAACGAAGAGUUUCUAAUACCUAAUUUGCAUCAUUUGAAUGUAACAGACUGCCCAAAGUUGAAGUUCCUACCAUAUCCCCCAAGAAGUAUGAAGUGGUUUUUGAGCAACAGCGAACCAGUUUUGCCAGAGCGAGGAUUUGGAAAGCUCUUAUCUUCCAUUCAUCCUUCUGAGAUGGCUCUAAAGAGCUGUAGUUACUCUCAAGACAAGUGGGAUAGACUUCAACACUUUCCUACCCUUGAGAUAUUUCAGGUAAAAUCUAUCACUGGCUUGAAGACUUUGCCAGAGGUCAUACAAUGCUUCACCUCUCUCACUGAACUAAAUUUGGUAUCGUUGAAUGAGCUAGAGACACUCCCAGUAUGGUUGGGCCACCUCGGCUCUCUAGAAGAAAUUGGAAUCGGUGGUUGCCCCAACCUGACAUCUUUGCCGGAAAGCAUGAAGAACCUCACCGCUCUUAAAAAACUAAAGUUGAUAGGGUGCAAAGGCCUAAUGAUAUUACCAGGAUCGUUGGGACAGUUGACUUCUCUAGAAGAAAUUGAAAUCAGCGAUUGCCCCAACCUGUCAUCUUUGCCUGAAAGCAUGAAGAACCUCACCGCUCUUAGAAAAUUGACGUUGACAGAGUGCAAAGGCCUGGAAACAUUACCGGGAUCCUUGGGACAGAUGACUUCUCUAGAAGAAAUUUCAAUUGGCGACUGCAGCAACCUGACGUAUUUGCCUGAAAGCAUGAAGAACCUCACCGCCCUUAAAAAACUGAGGUUGAAAAUGUGCAAAGGCCUGGGGACAUUACCAGGAUGGUUGGGACAAUUGACUUCUCUAGAAGAAAUUUUAAUCAGCAUUUGCCCCAACCUGACAUGUUUGCCUGAAAGCAUACGGAGUCUCUCUGCUUUGAAGCUACUCAGAAUUGUUGAAUGUCCAGGUCUGAUUGCUAGCUGCCAAGGGGAGGAUGCUGGCAAGAUUUGUCACAUCCCAACCGUCGAAUACAGCUGAUUUGUUGUACAAAAUUGUUGGUCUCAUGCAGAGCUCAAGGUCGUUGUCGCCCAACGAAAUUUGCACAAAAUUUGUCAUCUGUGCUCCUGGUGGUUACAUGCAUGGUGCUCUACUCCGUACUACAUAAUUGUGUUGGAGGUUGUCCUGUUGGUCCUAGGAGCUGCAGAGGAGGUAAGCGGCCUGGAUGGAUUAUAACAUGCAAAAAUUGAAAUGCUUGUCAAAUUCACAUGUUGUACCAUUUUAGUUUUACCGACCCAGGAUGAUGUGUGGCUGGCUAGCUACAUUGCCUGGAAUUAUUGUCAUACUGAAAAAGGUCUGGUGCUAAUAUCUCUUGCGCUUCAAGACUAGAAGCAGAAAGAGGGUGGCCUCAGUUUCUACUUACUACAUUCAUUGCGUCUGAUUGCCUCCGUUGUUUACCUUUGGUGAUUAAGAACUGUUUGCAUUGGGAUUCAACGGUGUAUUUUCGUUGAAAAACUUGUAUUUUUUUUUCGUUUAUUCACUCUUGUAAUCUCUAUUUGAAUUCAGAAUUAUUUCUGCUGAAUAUUUCCUGAUGAUGGAAAUGUAAUGCUGAU